Messenger RNA from Acanthochromis polyacanthus (spiny chromis), 2441 nucleotides. It is a transcript of the gene wdr46, whose product is annotated as WD repeat domain 46. The coding region runs from base 44 to 1816 and encodes 590 amino acids. NCBI's taxonomy places the organism in Eukaryota, Metazoa, Chordata, Actinopteri, Pomacentridae. Gene Ontology annotation, molecular function: protein binding. The transcript has 14 exons. Gene Ontology annotation, cellular component: small-subunit processome; nucleolus; 90S preribosome. The record is from RefSeq and is a predicted model, not a curated record. Gene Ontology annotation, biological process: maturation of SSU-rRNA from tricistronic rRNA transcript (SSU-rRNA, 5.8S rRNA, LSU-rRNA).
CCGGAAGUGACGCCGCAGGAACUGAGAAGCGUACACAACAAAGAUGGCGUCUCCCGGCGAAGAAGCGACGGGUGAUUCACACGUGGGGAAAAAUAAGAAGCCACCAGCUCGUUAUUGGCAGGAGUUACCAGAUAAAGGGAAAGAUGAAAAGGAUGAAGAAAAGCCUCUGCCGCAGAAGGAUCAACAGACACAGAAAGCAAAGAAAAGAAAGCAACAAGAGGAUCAAAGAGAUGGAAAGAAAUUUGUUUCAGGGAAAUCCGACCCUUUCCCAGGUCCUGCUCCACUUUCAAAAGAGAGGGUGCAGAAAUUCAAGAGGAAAGAUAAGGCUAAAAGGCCUCGUAACCAGCAUUUCAAGCUGAGAGACAUAAUGAAAAGAUCAGAUGAAGCCUCAGAAAUGUCCCAGAAACAAGCUGCCCGGUUUGACAUCCUGCUCCCCGAGGAUGCAGGGUUUCUAGAAGGAGAUGAAGAUGAGGACACAUGUACAAUCUCACAGGAGGACAUUGCAGAAGCAGUGGACAUAACCUCUGGAACAAAGUAUUUCAACCUGAAACUCUCUCAAUUUGGGCCAUAUCGAGUUGACUACACUAAGACUGGACGUCACCUGCUGCUUGGUGGGAGGAGAGGCCACGUUGCUUGUAUAGACUGGCAGUCCAAACAUCUGAUGUGUGAGAUAAACGUGAUGGAGUCUGUUAACGAUGUAAAGUGGCUCCAUAGUGAGGCUAUGUAUGCAGUGGCUCAGAAGAAGUGGCUGUACAUCUAUGACUCCAAUGGAAUAGAGCUUCACUGCAUCCGCAAGUUCAAUGACGUCCUUCGCAUGCAGUUCCUCCCCUACCACUUUUUACUCGCCACAGCGAGUGCUACAAGUUUCCUGCAGUACCUGGACGUGUCAGUAGGAAAGGAGGUGGCAGCAUUCUGCACCAAGAUGGGCCGACUUGACGUGAUGUGCCAGAACCCUCAUAAUGCUAUCAUCCACCUGGGACACCCCAACGGUACGGUCACCCUCUGGUCGCCAAACCAGAAAGAAGCGCUCGUCAAGAUGCUCUGUCACCAAGGCGGUGUGCGCUCUGUCACUGUGGACAAGACGGGCACAUACAUGGUGACAUCUGGUCUGGAUAAAAAGCUGAAAGUGUAUGACAUUAGAGCCUUCAAACCCCUCAAGUCAUACUUCCUCCCUGCUGGAGCUUCCUGUUUAUCGCUGAGCCAGAGGGGACUGCUGUCUGCAGCCACGGGAGAUGUUGUUCAGGUGUACAGGGACGUAUGGAGCGCUCCGGUGACUAAACCCUACAUGGCUCACAGAGUUCGGGGAUCAGUGUGGGGGCUGCACUUCUGUCCUUUUGAGGAUGUCCUUGGAGUUGGGCAUGGAGACGGUUUCACCAGCAUGCUCGUACCUGGAGCGGGUGAGCCUAACUUUGAUGGUCUGGAUGCAAAUCCAUACCGCAGUGCGAAGCAGAGGCAGGAAUGGGAGGUUAAAGCCCUGCUGGAGAAGAUCCAGCCAGAACUCAUCAGCCUCGAUCCUACUGAGCUGGGAUACGUUGACCGUGCAACAUUUGAACAAAGGCAUCAAGACAGGGUCCAAGCUCUGGGCUAUGAUCCGCUUGCUAAAGAAAAAUUUGUUCCCAAGUAUAAGAAAAAAGGUCGUAGUUCUGCUGGUGCCGUUGAAAGGCGCAAAAAGCAAGUGGCUCACGAGGACCAGAGGGACGAAAUCAGGAAAACUGUGGAAGACAAAAUGAAAAUGGAAAAAGAAACCAAGGAGAGAGCGAAGAAAAAGGCAGCUCUAUCUAAUCAGAAAUCUGCCCUGGACAGAUUCAAAAAAUAGAAAAGGAGGAUUCUUUGUGCAGCUCAAACCCCAGUGACAUUCUGUAGGAGUGGACCUUUGAACUUCACAUAAAAGAGACAGUUUUGUUCACAUUACGCCUCUGUGGGAACAAACCAUGCAACUGCAGACAUUCGGAAUGCAGUUGACAUAUAAAGUCGUGCAUUCUGAUGGGCAACAGUUCACUGAAUCAAUGCUGAGUGCAUUAGUAGGGCAGCACUAUUGAAUGUCUGCAGCCUGGAGCACUUCUUUCAUGUGAAGAUAAUGUGAUGUUCUAUAGCUGACAUGGGUGUCAUCCAGAGUUUGUGUUAGAAGUGCAGUGUGUAGGAUUUAGAAGGCAUUGCAUACUGCAAAUAACACUGCUUGCAUCGCCUUCCCGUUAAACAACAACGUAAAAGACCCUUUCUGGCGCCAGUGACUCCAUGGAAGACAACCUACUCUUGCUGUAGAUGUAAAGGGCUCAUUCUAAGGUAGUUAACACACAAUGAUUAUCGCUUACAGGUCAAUGUAUGCAAUGGAAACAUAAAUAUUAUAUUCAGUUUCUGCUAUUGGAGUCCCCUAAAUCUUACACACUACUCUUUCAUAUGCUAUUUUUUCUCUGCCUAUAAAUACAUUUUUGUAAGAUUUU